Mytilus trossulus (common blue mussel) is the source of this 1418-nucleotide messenger RNA. RefSeq lists its product as uncharacterized. Gene Ontology annotation, molecular function: zinc ion binding. NCBI's taxonomy places the organism in Eukaryota, Metazoa, Mollusca, Bivalvia, Mytilida, Mytilidae. The record is from RefSeq and is a predicted model, not a curated record. The coding region runs from base 140 to 1360 and encodes 406 amino acids. The transcript has 3 exons.
AAGAAAAGUUGUAUCAAACAGCCGGUUGGACUGUAUUUACAGCAGUUGUUGUAUAUAUGUACAUAUAAUCUAACCAAAUAAAAAGAAUAUCAGACACAAACUAUUUCCAAUAUAAGCGAUAAUUCAGCAAUUGUAAUACAUGGAAAUGGCAUGCAACUCUCCUCUAUGCGGUAUCUGCGAUUCGAGAAAUAUCUCGGUACCAUCUACUGUAUGGUGUUUUGAUUGUAAAGAAGGGCUCUGUGGAGAAUGUAAAGAACAUCAUUUACUGAACAAAGCAUCCAGAGGUCAUGGCGUUAUACCCGUAAACGAAUAUCAAAAGUUACCUAUAAACUUCCUUCAAAUUGCUGCGACAUGUAUAUUACAUGGUGAAAAAUAUCAAGCAUACUGUCAUGAACACAGGUGUUCAUGUUGUACAAAAUGUCUUAUAAAUGAACAUAAGACAUGCAAAGAUGUCGCAGACCUAAAUGAUUUUAUCAGCAGAAUAAAGUCGUCAAAUAUGAUUUUGGAAAUCGAAACGUCAUUGCGCGAGGUUGCUGAAAAUUUAAAAUGGAUAAAUAUGAAUCGAACAGGAAAUCUGUCAUCCCUUAUCCUAAGCAGACAAAAGAUUGAGAAGAAAAUUCAAGGAGCUAGACAAACAAUCAAUGAACACUUUGAUCGGCUUCAAGAUGAAAUAAUGAAAGAAUUAAUAAAAAUUGAAAAUGACCAAAGAAAAAAUAUAAGCAAACAUUUGGCGUUGGUUGAAAGAGAAGAAAAGAAGAUAGAUGAACUUCAAAUUAGUCUCACAAUAAUAAAAAAACAUGCAUCCGACUUACAAACGUUCCUUGUCAGUAAACAGAUUGAACAUGAAUUGGUUGAUACCGACAACCUCGCACAGUCCAUGCAAGAAAAUGGCGAUCUAUCAGAUGUCAUUAUCUCUUUACAAGCUGAGGAUUUGGUUAAACGUAUCAGCUUAAAUAAUAUUACGUUUGGUGAAAUUGUGGUACAGAGAGGCUCGUGUGAUACAUCUUUAGUCAGACGUAAAAGUAAGCAAGCACAAACUUCUGUUGAUGUUUCGAAUAGAAAUACUUCAAAAAAGAGAUAUGAAAAUAUAGAAAUUAUGGAACAUGCGACAGAUCUGUGUUUUAAUGUCGUCGUAAAACCAGGAAAAGAUGCUCUGAGAUUUGGAUUGAAAGGACAAUACAGGCUGUACGUUACAAAACAAGGUUUUCAAUUAGAAGACACCGAGACAAACACGUUAAAAUAUUAUUGGCCACAUAACAUAGUACGUCAUUAUGGAAGAUCAGAAGAAGGAAUCGUGAUCGAAUUAGGCAGAAGGUCUCUUUUAGGACAAGGGACAUUCACGUUUUUGUGUGAUCCAUGAGUUUAUCAAUUAAGAAAGAUAGUUUUACCCACAUUUUAAAUUCACGAUUAAAUCUUGA